This is a messenger RNA of Mollisia scopiformis, 2630 nucleotides long. RefSeq lists its product as uncharacterized. The transcript is spliced from 5 exons. Bases 295 to 2424 code for a protein of 709 amino acids. The record is from RefSeq and is a predicted model, not a curated record. NCBI's taxonomy places the organism in Eukaryota, Fungi, Ascomycota, Leotiomycetes, Helotiales, Mollisiaceae.
CACAGCCGUACAACCUUUAACUUGCUGUUACCUGAAUUCCAGCUUCAGCCUUUCCAUUCCGUUGCUUUUGCCUUGUACAAGUACUGUAGUUGCGACGACACUCUUCUUCUCGCCAAACAGUAUAUCUGCAGACCCUGGAAUAAGGCAUCCGAGUACUACUGCGUGGGGUUUGCGAACGGACGAACGAACGGAGUUGGCGAAGUGGGAUUAGCGAUACUGGCGAAUCGCGAAGGACAAUGAGUCUCUGAGGCCCAAACGGAUAUUCUGAGAAGAGGGAAACAUAUCAAAGUGAUCAUGAGCUUUGGCACUUCACCAGCGGAUGUCGAUACCGUCGUCGCGUUCUGCAGAGCGCUGUAUCGCAAGUGUAGAGAUGCGGGAGGGGAUUACGACGAGAUCAGUCAUGAAGUUCGAGGGUUACACACUGUGCUCAAACAUCUCAAGUACGAGGUCGAAGCUCCCGACUCGCCAGUAAAUGACGAACGCUCAAUAUGGGCCCGUCAACUGGCUCCGAUAGUUGGUGACUGCGAUUCCACUCUACACGAGCUCGACGACCUCGUGCAAGAGUACACUCGACUUAGCACAAGUCCAAGCGCUUCACGUGGAGAUAUCGAUCGUCGUGGGAGCAAUUUGGACACACUAGGGUUGAUCAGGGUCAAGCUACUAAGUCAUAAAUCGAAUCUGACAAAAUUUCUGGACAAUAUCCAACUGCCGCAAACGGGAGAAGAGCCUGCAGACUUGGAUAAUCAUGAUGGACAUUUGGAUGCUAUUCUUGAUAAGGUCGAUGUUAUUGCCGCACGAAUCCAGUCUCAGAAUGGGCGUACAUCGACGAAGAAUGAUGAUGGCAGAGAAGUGUGGGAACAAUUUCGCAGAGAGUUGAUCGCGGAAGGCUUUUCGAGUGAGGUUUUAGAACAUCAUAAAGACGUGCUGAGAGCAUACAUCCGAGAAAUUGAUCAACAGGGUUUACUUGAUGAGGUACCAUCAACUUCACAACCAGUUGCAGCUCCUAGCAUUGGUGCUGAGAGAUGGUUGGACUCAAUAAAAGCAGUGCGACUAAACGACAAGCCGCCAACAUUUAGUUCACUUGAUUUGACCAUUGAAGAUGCCAGUGCUAAAGCGAUGGUAAUGCGGGAGGAAAACAUGAAAUUUCCGCAAUCCAUGAAGUUUGAUUUGCAGCAGCCAGAAAGUCGACGAAAUGGCGAAUUGGAAUUGAAGCAAUUUGCUUCCUCCUCGGGACACGAAAGAACAAGAGGCAGUAGCCAUCGUUUGCCAACCCAAGUUCCUAGAUUGAUCACAUCGAACGAGAACGACGAAAAGGAUGUUCAAUUUUUCAACACUGAUGGCUCAUCAGACGAAGAUUCAAGCAAUGACUCUCGAAGACGCCGAAAAAACUUCCAACUCAGCGAAGUUAUCAAGACAACAGAGUUGAUAGCUUACAGCCAAGCAUUGCAGCUCCAUCCACACUCGCCAUCAAGCUUCAGAAGCACGCAGGACUAUUUCGACGAAGAUAUUAAUGCUAGAUCAUUGCCAUACCAGCCAAAGAAGCAGAUCGAAUACGGAACUUCUCCUGUUCAGCCAGGCGCAAUUCCAAUUCCUCAGCCAAAUCCAAGAACGUCAAAUUCCAGUUUCGGCACCUCUCCACGCCCCUUUCGCUUGGCACCAGAUGAGCAUGGCAACGAAAUUCCUGCUAAUGCCAAAUGGACUAAGAUAAAUCGUCGUCUCGUUUCUCCUGAAGUCCUUGACCAGGACCAUCGACGAUAUGAGGCACGUCCUGAAUUCGUAGCCGUCCUCGGCGUCCUCAGCCGUGCUGAGAUCGAAUCUCUCGCUGAGCGAUCCCGCAUCCUUCGCGACGCCCGCCAUCGUCGGAGUUUGCCCACGCAAGCACCUCCUCCACCACAUCCUCCACGACCAAUGCCAGUCCCUGGUACCAUACCAGCACAGCAUUCAUCUUCUCGGCAUAGAAGUGGUCGUGACACGCCUUCAUCUUCUUCGGAUUCAGAGUCCUCGGACUCUGAUCAUCUUCGAAGGAGGAAGGAUAAAAGCCGCCGUGGAUAUGCAGGUUCGAAUAUAGGCGCACCAGUCUCGGGAUAUCCGAAUCCGUAUGGACAGCCUUUGCCGAGUCCGGUGAGAAGUCCAGGCGGUAGGGAUUCGUGGAAAGAUUCUAGAGGAGAUUAUUCUGGUUCCAAAGAUCAUGAUAGAGACAGAGAUAGGGACAGAGAUACUUCGAGAGACAAGCAUAGAGACGGGUCACGACAUCGGAGACAUAGAGAUCAUGCGAAAAGUAGCGAUCGGCGAGAUCGAGAUAGAGCAGACAGGGAGAAAUAUCAGAAGAGUAGUAGGUGGAAAGAGAAUCUUACUGCUGCAGGGAUUGGUGGUGCUGCGGUCAGUUUGCUGAAUGUUCUUACUGAAGCUGCUGGGGAGCUAUGAGUUUGAAAUAUACCAUAGAAAAGAUAUGAUGGAUCAACAGUACAAUCGUUUGGGGGAAAAGAGAAGCAUAGCGUGGUGUUUUCCUUGUCUCCGAUUAUCAAAGGAAGAAAAUAAGUUUGUAAGAUGGGAAGCGUUUCUUGGAAACGUUAUAUGUUACGAUAUGGUAUGAUAUAUAGAAGCAGCUUUAGUUCUCUUGAUGAUUCAUC